This is a messenger RNA of Epinephelus lanceolatus (giant grouper), 4881 nucleotides long. NCBI's taxonomy places the organism in Eukaryota, Metazoa, Chordata, Actinopteri, Perciformes, Serranidae. The record is from RefSeq and is a predicted model, not a curated record.
CACAGCCUCUUUUUUUUUUUUGGCCAAGUUGUAGUGGUGCAGUUUUUAAAGGCCCAUAUUGGGCUCCUUCAUUUACGCACACAUGCUAUCACACAAUCAUACACACCCACAAACACCCCCUGUUCACAUACACAUCAUCAACACCUCUACAUACUGCUAACACACACACACACACACACACACACUGCCACACCUACGCACAGUGAAUCUGAUUUGUCUCACACACACACACACACACACACACUUUCACACACACUCACUCCUUCAUUGACAUCCCUCUCUGCUUUCAGAUUCCACAGGAGAUUACCCAGAGUGCUGCUCGCCUGAGGAUCAUCAAGAAGAGACGGAGAACGACAGAUUGGACGUGGAGGACGCACAGUGAUUGCAGGAGGAGGUGGAGCCUCAGAAAGACCCCCUCUGCGUCCAGUGAAGCCCCUCCCCUCUGAGGAAGUGCACUUGAGAGCCACUGCUGUCUGUGAUGCCCUCCCAUGACGCCCAGGUCGGUAGCUGACACUGCCAGUGAGCGGGAGACGCCACUGCACAACUGGUCCUGGGCCGGCACCAUCAGCCGGUUCUCGCCCUCCCUCUUGCACGCUGGAGACUCCAACUCCACCCACUUACCAGUAUCCACAACCAUCAGCUCCGAUCCACCCCAGUAAGUCCCUUUCAAAAACCGACAGGCUGACAUCCUCAGCCAGUACCAGCAGCAGCAGCAGCCAAAAACUACAGUAUCUUCAACGCAACACCAGCACAACCAUUAUCACCACCACCAGCAGCAACCAUCAUGUCCAGUCGUAGAAAGUCCUCCACCCCCUGCAUGGUCCGGGUCAUCAGCGACCUGCCUGAAGAGCAAGAUGACCCCGACAUGGACAUGGAAAUAAUGGUGGACAACGAUGCAACCGAAAAAGAACAAUCAGAAUCUGAAUCUGCAGAAAAGAGUGAAGACCCCCAGCAGAAGGAUACAGAGAAUCCAGACCAGCAGACGUUUCCACAACCAGUGGAGAAUCCUGAGCCAUUACAAAAAGAGGAGCAGUUGGGUGAGAAAGAUCAACCGCCUGUUAUUGAGGAUGUAGAAGCCACAGAGAAGGACAGGGAAGGGGUUGACUCUGACCCGACGUACCAGAAAAAGCAGCCCAGAGGCUACGAGUGCAAAUACUGCCCGUUCUCAACGCAAAACCUGAAUGAAUUUAAGGAGCAUGUGGACUCCAGUCACCCGAACGUCAUUCUCAAUCCGUUGUACCUCUGUGCUGUCUGCAACUUCAACACCAAGAAGUUCGACUCACUCACAGAGCACAAUGAGAGCCAGCACCCGGGCGAGACCAACUUCAAGUUCAAGAGGAUAAAAAUGAACAAUCAGACUAUCUUAGAGCAGACAAUCGAAGGCAAGGACAAUUCAGUUGAAUGCGAAGUGACAAAUGAACAGGGCGAAAGCAUCAGCAGUUCAGUGAUUCCGCCUUGUAUAUCAACCACAGUGAAAACCCCAGAUAAUAUUCAGCAGUUCUAUCCAGGGAGCGAACUGAAAAGCCAGCAGGACGGCCUGAUCCAGAAGAAUCAAAUCACAGCAGUGAACAUCAACGGAACAGUCAUCAUCCCCGAACCCACCAUCCUCCAAGGGCUCUCCCAUGUCACCCCGAUGCUCCAGCGCCCUCCCAACUUUAACUCUGUACCAAAAAUAGCUGUUCCCUUGAACACCACCAAAUAUAACCCUUCGUUAGAUGACAACUUGACAUUGAUCACCUCCUUUAACAAGUUUCCUUACCCGACACAUGCUGAGCUGUCGUGGCUUACAGCUGCCUCCAAGCACCCAGAGGAACAGAUCAAAGUCUGGUUCACCACACAGCGGCUGAAGCAAGGCAUCACCUGGUCCCCGGAGGAGGUGGAAGAAGCCAGGAAGAAGAUGUUCAACGGUUCAAUCCCUCCUGCACAUCACACAUUCACCGUCCUGCCUACAAGCCCCAUCUCUCAGCCAUCUGCCAAAUCCUCCCAGCAGCCCAUUGUCCACACUACAGUCGGGCAUGCAAGUCACGCCCGGACAGCCGCGUCCAAUGGGUUAAGUGCAGUCGCUACCACAAACUCUCUUGCCGGAGUUACCACUGGCUGCAGCCCCGCCCUUAAACGAUCCCUGCCAACACACCUGACGACAGUGUUCGGCCCGGAGUCUAAGCGGCCCAUCAUGGCAGUUGCCCCCCAUUCUGGCGACGCCAAAGACAGGGGCCUUAUGGCUCCUCCUCCACCCCCUCCUCCCCCAAAAGACCGCCUCCCAAUGGCUCCACCUCCUGUUCCCAUAGAGAUGAAGAGACCUGUAGCAGUUCCUAUGGUCACCAUGGAGAUGAAGAGGCCAUCCGUUGCUGUGCCUUUUAUGCCACCGCCAUCAUCGUCAUCACAACCUUCGCUGUCCAAAGGGAAGAUUCCCUUGACAUUAGGAAACCCCAAAACAAAGCCGGUGGUGUCGCUGCCCUCCAUUGUCUUUCCAGAGUCUUUAACACGGCCACUGAUAGUUCCCCCGCCCAUCUUUGCCCCGCCAUUUAAAAACACAUUACUUUUUCCUCUUAGUUCACCCAAAGAAAAGCACCAGAAUACCCACACUUUGCCAGCUGCUGAUUUGAAGCUGCCAAACUCCCCGCCACUUAUUACCCCACAGAUAAGGAGGCCGACGAUAAUCCAGUCAAUCCGCGCUCUGGCUAAAGCCCCUUCCCAGAUUCCAGGCUUCCCCUUGGAUAGCAAGAAACUAAAAGAGCAGCAGGGAGUGGAGGUGAAAGCCAGCUACCCCAGAGGAGAUAAGGUACUCACUCCUCUGGCAGAGGCCAACGGGACAUCUCGCACGGACGGAAAAUGGUCCCACGAUCAAACCUCCCUUCCUCACAACAAUGGAGUCAUGCAUGUGGAUGGUAUUGAGCCACCAGCAGCAAUGAAAGCAGACUUUCAGCAAAAGUCCUCGGUGCUGACCCAGUUCCCAUUGCUGGAGAGGAUGAAAGGAAAGACGGCGGAGCAGCUAAAGAUCUUAGAGGAGAAUUUCUUGAGGAAUAGCUUUCCCACGCUCAGCGAUGUGGACAAUCUGGCAGGCACCACACGCAUGUCUCAUCAGGAAAUCGACAGCUGGUUUGCAGAGCGCCGUGCAUUACGAGACAACCUGGAACAAGCCCUUCUCAAUUCCAUGGGCACUAAAAGGAUGGGCACUGGUGGCGGUGCUGCCAUCUCCAAGAAACGUCCACAACAGCAAUCUCUACAGCUGAAUGGGAUUCACAAACCAAGCACCGGUAUUAAAAGCCCACUUCCACCCUCUUCCACCCUACCCAUCAUUGCGCCCUCCAUCCCCAACCCGAAUUCCUGCUCAGUGCCUCCAGACAGCCGAUCCCUGGCGCUCCUCAAGGAUGAUUUUGCUCAAACGCGGUGGCCUUCCCCUGAGGAGUUCAGCCAACUGGAGGGUCGGACAGGACGUGCCGAACUUGCCCGCUGGUUUAACGACAGCCGGCUGCAGAGUGGUAACAUGGAACUGACAGAGCUUUUUCACAACAAUGGAGUGAAUGGAGGGCAAGGGCCACCUGUGGGCUCUCCCAAAAAUGCUCCCCUGAGCAUCCUCCAGCGUUGUCAGGAAGGAGCCCUCACAAACAACAACAAUGGCACUAAGGUGUUGGAGGCUGAGUUGGGCUGGCUGAUGGAUCAGCGCACUAACAGCCUCAGCAGUCAACAGCACAAUGAGCUUCAAGACCGGUUUGCUGGCAGACUGAGGCAGCAGAAUGCAGCGGAGCUGAAGAACGGGGGACAGAAUGGGGGAGUGGUGGGAGGAGUACGGGAGGUGUUCGGCAGCUGGCUGGAGGAUGGACACUCGAGGAGAGGACGGGAGCUGCUCCUGGACAGAGACAGGAAGAUGGCGGAGGACACGUCUGGGAGGCUGACUGGAUAAACGGUGCAAAUAGGAUUUGCCGCCAUCACCGCCACUGCUGCUGGAAACAUACAGGAGGAAAGAAAACAAGGUGGACGGAGAAUGGAGCAACACACAGAAGAGUUUUUUUUUUAAUCAUCAGACAUUGUAUUUUUUUUUUCUUUUAUUUUUUAACCGAUUUUUAUCUCUUGAUUGUCGCACCACAGAUCACACACAACAUCCUCAGAGGUAAUCUCGUCAGCGUUCUCGACCUGGAGUGACCCCUCCACAGACGUGACGUUCACACGACAAAAGCAUGAGCUUAAAUAAGAUGGAGGGAGAUGGGGGGCUCUGUGGUGGCAGAUUUUAUUUUGGCGCGGGCGUAAACAUGCUCCCAAAUUGAAAUCAGAAGAGUGCGAGGAGAAAUUCAGGGUCACGAUCUGUGAAGAUAAUUGAAACUGCCCUCCCUUACAGUGAAUCUGAAAUUGCUGCUUUCUUUUCAUUUCUCACAGUAAUGUGAGUUUUACAAUAGUAUUACAAUACAGGAACUAAUCUUCACCUAGUGUAUGCACAGACAAGGCUCAGUGCACAAACACCAUCAGAGAUACAACUUAUAUGUGAGGAGCUGAUUUCCAAAAUGCUGGAAACAAACAGGUGGAGGUUUUUCUACAGCUGGACAAUCCAAAACUUUCCUUUAACAGAUAAAUUAGUUGUGUCUGUACUAAUCAAUUGUGCUAUAUAAGUACAGGCCCUAAUGAUGAUGCUACAAACAGCUUGUUUCAUCAGGAAGCCUGAGAACCAAUUUAGGCUAAAUGAAACAAGUAAGUUCAUUUUGCCCAUUAACAUCAACUAUCCCUUUAAGUUUGUUUGUAAUCAGUGGGGAUGGUUCCUGAACGUUUACCGCUGCUCCCAGUUUCAUAAAACAAACGAGUCACUGUAUACUCAUGUUGGCAGUAUACACUGCUAUAAUACUGUCAUGAUGGAUGGUAAAAAAAAAUUUAAAACUUGAUGCAGCAGAA